AUUUUAAUACUAAUCAAAUUAUUUUUCACAUCCCUAGUUAGUAUAGAUAGGUUAGGCGGCCGAAAUGGAGAUAUUCACGGCCGUUUAACUUAAAAAAAAAAGUUAGGUUAGGUUGUUGUUGUGUCAAAUAUAUGAUUUCAUGUUUUUUUUCAUAAACCAGUUUAUGGCCAAAUCCUGAGGGAGCCAUCACGGAAGAAGUCUAAUCUAAUCCCUCUAAAAAAGUUAUAACGUGUUUAUAAUUUCAGAUUUCUUUGUAAUUCAUGUGAUUUUUUCAAUAUGCCUAAAGAACAGUAUAGAGAAACUUAUGUAGGAAGAAAAAUUUCUCAUGUCACAUUCAAUGUGGAUAGCCCUUCAGAUAUACAAAAAGCUGCUCAUAUUCAAGUCAUUACAAAGAAUUUAUAUGCACAAGAUGGGCAAAGAGUUCCAGCUGCUUAUGGUGUACUGGAUCGACGUAUGGGUACUAACCAAAAAGAUGCCAAUUGUGACACAUGUGGACUCGGACUGGCGGAGUGCGUUGGUCACUAUGGCUUCAUAGAGUUGGCUCUACCCGUGUUCCAUGUGGGCUAUUUCCGGUCCAUAAUUACUAUUCUGCAGGCAAUCUGUAAAGAAUGCGCUAAAGUGAUGUUACCUGAUACUAUAAAGAAAACAUUCCGUCGCAAGUUCAUGAACCCUGAACUAUCGUAUUUGCACAAGAAGAAUUUACGUGCAGCAGUAUUGAAAAAAGCUAAGACUUGCACAAAGUGUCCGUCGUGCAACGAACUGAAUGGUAUUGUGAAGAAGAGUGCGGGGGGGAUUCUGAAGAUUAUCCAUGAUAAGUAUCGGACGAAAAAACCCACAGAUCCACUGGUCAAAAGAGUACUGAAAGAUUUCAAUGAAGCAAAGGAAUCUAAUAAAGAGUUAGCUUUGAUGAUAAACAGUGGACUUAUCAUUGAAUUGAGUCCGUUGGAGGUUCUGAACUUGUUCCGUCGCAUCCCAGAAGAGGACAUCGCCCUUCUAGGCAUGAACUCCAGGUUGUCCCGGCCAGAGGACCUGAUCAUAACACGAUUGCCCGUACCACCACUAUGCAUCCGACCCACUGUGGCUUCCGAUAUCAAAGCUGGCACUAACGAAGACGACCUCACGAUGAAGCAAUCCGAGAUCCUUCUCAUCAAUGACGUUAUAGCUCGCCACAUCGCCAGUGGUGGCAAAUGCGAACUCAUACAGGAGGACUGGGAUUAUCUGCAGUUACACGCGGCCCUCUAUAUCAACAGCGAGCUCUCUGGAAUACCGCUUUCUAUGCAGCCGAAGAAACCCGGGCGUGGUUUAGUGCAGCGAUUGAAGGGUAAGCAGGGCCGCUUCAGAGGAAACCUGUCGGGCAAGCGAGUCGACUUCUCUAGCAGAACGGUCAUCUCACCGGACCCCAACCUGCAGAUACAGGAGGUGGGUGUGCCAGUGCACGUAGCUCGUGUCCUUACGUACCCGGAACGCGUGUUUCCGGCCAACUUGCAAUGGUUGCGGGCGUUAGUAUGCGCCGGACCGGAUAACCACCCGGGUGCUAAUUACGUCCAGCAACGAGGACUCAACCACAAGAAGUACCUCAAGUACGGCAACCGGGAGAAGAUCGCGCAGGAACUCAAGUGUGGAGAUAUCGUGGAGCGCCACCUGGUGGAUGGUGACGUAGUGCUGUUCAAUAGACAACCGUCCCUACACAAGCUGUCUAUUAUGGCGCAUAGGGCAAAGGUGCAACCACAGAGGACCUUCAGGUUCAACGAAUGUGUGUGUACGCCGUACAACGCAGAUUUCGACGGAGACGAGAUGAAUAUGCACCUGCCGCAGACGGAGGAAGCGCGAGCAGAAGCUCUCAUACUAAUGGGGAACAAGUCUAACCUAGUGACGCCUCGUAACGGCGAGCUUUUGAUAGCGGCGACACAGGAUUUCAUAACGGGCGGGUAUUUGAUUACUCAACGCGACACAUUCCUGACUCGCUCGGAGGCACAACAAUUGGCCGCGUGUCUGCUCGCGGGACCAGACGCCACUCUCAAUAUUGACAUGCCCCCACCCGCUAUACUGAAGCCGAGGAAACUGUGGACCGGCAAGCAGAUAUUCAGUUUGAUAAUGAAGCCGAAUAAGAAAUGUAAGGUGGAGGCAAAUCUGGAGACCAAAGGCAAGAACUACACCGGCAACAACGACAUGUGUGUGCAGGACUCGUAUGUAAUAAUAAGGAACUCGGAACUGAUCUGCGGGUCGAUGGACAAAAGCACCCUCGGUUCGGGCACUAAGACCAGCAUCUUCUACAUCCUGCUAAGAGACUGGGGUGAGGAGUUUGCCGUGAGAGCCAUGUGGAGACUGGCGCGCAUGGCUUCAUACUACAUGAUGAACCGCGGGUUCAGCUUCGGAAUCAUCGAUGUGACCCCAGGCCGACGACUCAUCGAGGCGAAGAACAAGUUGCUCGAGACCGGUUACUCAAAGUGCGACGGCUAUAUCCUGGAAAUGGAGAAAGGCACAUUGCAGUGCCAGCCCGGCUGCUCCAUGGAGGAGAGCCUCGAGGCCGUCAUGCUCAGCGAGCUGAGCAGCAUCAGAGAGUUGGCGGCCAAGGCUUGUUUUCGCGAGCUCCAUCCCACCAAUGCUCCACUGAUCAUGGCUCAAAGUGGAUCCAAAGGGUCGAACAUCAAUAUAUCGCAGAUGAUAGCAUGCGUGGGGCAACAGGCGCUGAAUGGCAAGCGCGUGCCCAACGGUUUCGAGGACCGUUCGCUGCCACACUUCGAGAGACACUCCAAGAUUCCCGCUGCCCGAGGGUUUGUGGAGAACAGCUUCUACUCGGGUCUGACGCCAACAGAGUUCUUCUUCCACACGAUGGGCGGCCGCGAGGGACUCGUCGACACCGCCGUCAAGACUGCAGAGACGGGCUAUCUACAACGGAGACUUGUGAAGUCGUUGGAAGACCUCGUGUUACACUACGACAUGACCGUCCGGAACGCUACCGGCGAAGUGGUUCAGUUCCGGUACGGAUCCGACGGACUCGACCCCAGCUGCAUGGAGGGAAGGGACCGGCCCGUCGACAUGACGCGAGUGCUGAGGCACGUGAGGGCGCACUCUCCGCACAGGGACGAGGAGGCACUAGAUGGCGACGGCAUCGAGCUGGCUGCCAAGGAGACGCUAGCGCUGGACGACUUCAAAAGUUGCACCGACGAGUUCAAAGCGGAACUACUGGCCUUCCUAAAAGGGGUGGCGGAUAAAGUGCGCGUAAUCCGCGCCAAAUACGCGCAUUGCGGCCGCAUCGUCCAACAGUUGGAGCGACUGAGUCUCACGCAACUCGUGCAGUUCCUACGCACCUGUCAUCACAAGUAUCAGCGCGCCGUCAUCGAGCCAGGCACCGCCGUGGGCGCGUUGGCCGCACAGAGUAUAGGCGAGCCCGGCACUCAGAUGACAUUGAAAACGUUCCAUUUCGCGGGCGUCGCCUCUAUGAACAUAACGCAAGGAGUUCCGAGAGUCAAGGAGAUCAUUAACGCCUCGAGAAACAUAUCCACGCCCAUCAUCACCGCUGAGCUGGUGCAGCCCGAGGACCAGGAGUUCGCCAGGAGGGUCAAGGGACGGAUAGAGAAGACCACAUUAGGAGAGAUAACGACGUACAUAGACGAGAUGUACCUGCCCAGCGAGUGCUUCCUGCUGAUCCGGCUGGAUGCAGAGCGCAUCAAGCUGCUCUGUCUGGAGGUCAACGUGCACUCCAUUAUCUACUCCAUCUGUACGUCCAAAUUGAAAAUUAAGCCAGGCAACAUCGAAGCGGUGUCCGAGUGGGCGAUCAAGGUCCGCGGCGAGCCGGCCAAGAGCGGGGGCUGGCUCAACGUGGCGCUGCAGCAGCUCGCGCGACAGCUGCCCGGCGUCGUGGUCAAGGGGCUGCCCCAGGUGGCCCGCGCCGUCAUCGCCAUAGACGAGGGGCCCACUUCCAGGUACAAGCUUUGCGUUGAAGGCGACGGCCUGCGUGACGUGAUGGCUACUUACGGCGUCGACGGCAGAAAGACCACUUCCAACAACAUUCUUGAGGUUUACCACACGUUGGGCAUAGAAGCAGCUAAGUCCACGAUCAUCAGCGAGAUUCAGGCGGUAAUGGCCGGGCACGGAAUGAGUGUGGAUCGUCGUCACGUAGAAUUAUUAGCGGGACAAAUGACAGCAAGAGGGGAAGUGUUGGGAAUCACUCGAUAUGGACUCGCCCGUAUGAAGGAAUCGGUGCUUAAUCUGGCUAGUUUCGAGAAAACUGCCGACCACUUAUUCGACGCGGCGUACUACGGUCAAUGCGAUCGCAUCGAAGGCGUCUCCGAGUCGAUUAUCCUGGGAGUACCGGCAGCCUUAGGAACCGGGGUACUGCAGCUGUUACAUAAACACCCAGCCGCGAAUCUGCAGCCUGCGCCCGCGCAACUGUUAUUCGAUAGGCCGGAGUUCCACACCUCCAUUUGGGAGUGAUAGUUUUAUAAGGAUAAUAAAGUGUAUAUAUUUUGUUCA
Chilo suppressalis (striped riceborer) is the source of this 4476-nucleotide messenger RNA. NCBI's taxonomy places the organism in Eukaryota, Metazoa, Arthropoda, Insecta, Lepidoptera, Crambidae. The record is from the annotation of a GenBank genome assembly.